AUGCUCAAUCCCACUUCUGCUACGUUCACCUUGAACACUGGGGCCAAGAUCCCCGCGGUCGGUCUAGGGACAUGGCAAUCCAAGCCCAACGAGGUCCGCGAAGCUGUCAAGGUCGCGCUUCAGAAAGGCUACCGCCACAUUGAUACCGCACUGGCGUACGAGAACGAGGAGGAGGUCGGACAGGGAAUUCGUGACUCUGGUGUUCCCCGCGAGGAGAUCUGGAUUACCACCAAGCUCGAUAACCCGUGGCACCACCGCGUUGAGGAGGGUAUCACUUCGAGCUUGAAGAGCCUGGGCGUGGACUAUGUGGAUUUGUAUCUCAUGCACUGGCCUUCCAGCACCGACCCCAAGGACCUGAAGAAGCACCUCCCAGACUGGAACUUCGUCAAGACCUGGCAAGAGCUUCAAAAGCUCCCCGCCUCUGGCCGCGUCAAGAACAUCGGCGUCUCCAACUUCGCCAUCAGGAACCUUGAAAUUCUCCUCAACGACCCGUCGACUAAGAUCGUGCCCGCCGUCAAUCAAAUCGAACUGCACCCUAACAACCCUUCCCCCAAACUCCUCGAAUACUGCAAAGCCAAAGGCAUCCACUGCACCGCCUAUUCCUGCCUCGGUUCCACCGACUCGCCGCUCUACAAAGACGCCCAGCUGAAGGCCCUCGCCGAAGCCAAGGGCAAGUCCGUGCAGCAAGUACUUCUGAAGUGGGGUCUUCAGCGCGGCACCAGCGUGAUCCCGAAGAGCGUGACGGCUUCGCGGAUCGAGAGCAACUUUGAACUAGAUGGGUGGGAAUUGACUGAUGAGGAGAUGACGAAGCUGAGCAGCCUCCCGGAUCGGUUCAAGGUGUGUGGGGAUGAGUGGUUGCCCGUGAAGGUGUUUUUUGGGGAUGAUGAGUAG
Mytilinidion resinicola is the source of this 891-nucleotide messenger RNA. Its product is annotated as Aldo/keto reductase. Gene Ontology annotation, molecular function: aldose reductase (NADPH) activity. The record is from RefSeq and is a predicted model, not a curated record. The transcript has 4 exons. Lineage: Eukaryota; Fungi; Ascomycota; Dothideomycetes; Mytilinidiales; Mytilinidiaceae. The coding region runs from base 1 to 891 and encodes 296 amino acids. Gene Ontology annotation, cellular component: cytosol.